UGACUUGAUGAGAGCUGAGAUCUUUGUUUGAUUUGCUGUAACAUGUAAAAGAGAAACUGGGACAUUUUAUUUUACAGUUCUAAUAAAGCUUGUAUAAAACUUAAACGAAGCAGCAUUCUAAUCACUACAUAUUGGAGUUGGUCCUCCUUUGACCUCGGAAACUGAAAAUGAGGUUGCUAUGGGAACUGCUCAUACUGCAAUCAUUCAUGUUGUGCCUUGCAGAUGAUAACACGCUGCAUGGACCAGUAUUCAUCCAGGAACCAAGCAGUGUCAUUUUUGCCCUGGAUUCUGAGGAAAAGAAAGUCAAACUCAGCUGUGAAGUUAAGGGAAAUCCUAAACCAACUAUGAGGUGGAAGUUAAAUGGAACCAUUGUUGACAUUGAUAUGGAUUACCACUACAGUGUGGUUGAAGGCAGCUUGUUGAUCAAUAAUCCCAAUAAAACUCAAGAUGCUGGAACAUACCAGUGCCUAGCAACAAACUCAUUUGGAACAAUUGUUAGCCGAGAAGCUAAACUACAAUUUGCAUAUCUUGAAAGUUUCAAAACUAGGACAAGAAGUACAGUGUCAGUACGACAAGGACAGGGAAUGGUGCUGCUGUGUGGACCACCACCACAUUCUGGCGAACUGAUUUAUGCCUGGAUCUUCAAUGAAUAUCCAUCUUUUGUGCAUCAGGAGGAUCGCCGUUUUGUUUCUCAAGAGACUGGAAAUUUGUACAUAGCAAAAGUGGAGAAAUCUGAUGUGGGGAAUUACACAUGUGUUGUGACAAACACUGUAACCAACAACAGAGUCCUGGGACCCCCUACACCUUUAAUCCUGAGAAAUGAUGGAGUGAUGGGUGAAUACGAGCCAAAAAUAGAAGUGCAAUUCCCAGAAAUGGUUCCAUCUGCAAAAGGAACAACUGUGAGACUGGAAUGUUUUGCAUUGGGAAACCCAGUUCCUACAAUCAGCUGGAGAAGAGCAGAUGGAAAACAAAUCCCCAGAAAAACUCGGAGGCACAAAUCAAGCAGCAUUCUUGAAAUCCCAAACUUUCAACAGGAAGAUGCUGGCCUAUAUGAGUGUGUGGCUGAAAAUGUGAGAGGGAAGAACGUGGCCAGAGGCCAGCUGACGUUUUAUGCUCCUCCAAACUGGAUUCAGAAAAUAAGUGAUGCUCAUGUGGCUAUAGAGGAAAGCAUCCACUGGGAGUGUAAGGCAAAUGGGAGACCAAAGCCUUCUUACAGCUGGCUGAAGGAUGGUGAACUGCUUCUCCCUCAGGAAAGAAUUCUGAUAGAACAUGGAACACUCACCAUAACCAGCGUGAACCUGUCAGACACCGGCAUGUAUCAGUGCGUGGCAGAAAAUAGGCAUGGGACCAUUUAUGUCAGCGCAGAACUGAGCGUAAUUGCUGUGGGUCCAGAUUUUUCAAAAAACUUCUUGAAAAGAUUGACUUUUGUUAAAGUUGGUGGUGAUGCAACUAUCGAGUGUAAGCCUAAAGCUUCCCCGAGGCCUACCUUUACUUGGAAGAAAGCAAAAGAGAUCCUAAAAGAAAAUGAGAGAUACACUAUUUUGGAAGAUGGAACUCUGAAGAUUACCAAUGUUACUAAAGCUGAUGCUGGAAGUUACACGUGCAUAGCAACAAAUCUUUUCGGGGCAGCCAGCAGCACUGGAAACCUGGUGGUGAAAGAUCCAACACGGUUUAUGGUGGCGCCUAACAGCAUGGAUGUUACUGCUGGCGAAAGUAUUCUUCUGCCUUGCCAGGUAUCUCAUGAUCACCCGCUAGAUAUUAUGUUUACUUGGUCAUUUAAUGGACACCAGAUAGACUUUGAAAAAGAUGGGGAUCACUUUGAAAGAGUUGGCGGGCAGGAUUCAGCUGGUGAUUUGAUGAUCAGAAGUAUCCAGCUGAAUCAUGCUGGAAAAUAUGUCUGCAUGGUGCAAACAAGUGUGGACAAGCUAUCAGCUGCUGCAGACCUGAUUGUAAGAGGUCCACCAGGUCCACCUGAAGCUGUGACAAUUGAUGAAAUCACAGACACUACUGCUCAGGUGUCUUGGAGGCCAGGAGCAGAUAAUCGCAGUCCCAUUACAAUGUAUGUUGUUCAAGCAAGGACACCAUUUUCUGUAGGAUGGCAAGCAGUUAACACAGUACCUGAUGUCAUAGAUGGAAAUACAUUUACAGCAACAGUGGUGGGUUUAAACCCAUGGGUUGAGUAUGAAUUCCGGGUAGUUGCUGCCAGCCUUAUUGGGAUUGGAGAGCCAAGCAAACCAUCAGACAAACGGAGAACUGAAGAGGCUCUUCCUGAAGUCACCCCAGCUAAUGUCAGUGGAGGUGGUGGUACUAAGAGUGAGUUGGUCAUAACCUGGGAGACAGUGCCUGAAGAAUUACAAAAUGGAGGUGGGUUUGGUUAUGUGGUUGCCUUCCGUCCAGUUGGUACAAUAAGUUGGAUGCAGACUGUAGUGGUUUCUCCUGACGCCUCCAAAUAUGUGUUCCGGAAUGAGAGUUUACCACCAUUUUCACCUUAUGAAGUCAGAGUGGGGGUGUACAACAACAAAGGAGAAGGUUCUUUCAGCCCCGUUACAAUUGUUUAUUCGGCUGAUGAAGAACCCACCAGAGCUCCAACCAAUGUCUCCGCCAAAAGCCUUUCUGCGUCAGAAGUACAAGUAUUUUGGUCUUUGCCAGAGACCCAGAGCAAAGGAAGGAUACAGGGCUAUGAGGUUAGAUACUGGAAACAUGGGGAUAAGGAAGAACAGGCUGGAAGAAUGAAAACUAUUACCAAUCAGACCUCUGCAGAACUCACCAGCUUGAAAGGCAAUGCUUUGUACCACUUGGCUGUCAAAGCUUACAACACAGCAGGGAUGGGACCUUCUAGUUCAGUAGUCAAUGUGACAACCAAAAAGCCACCACCAAGUCAACCGCCUGGAAACAUCAUAUGGAAUUCAUCGGACUCUAAGAUUAUAUUGAACUGGGAUCAAGUAAAAGCACAGAACAAUGAAUCAGAGGUGAAAGGAUACAAAGUUUUAUACAGAUGGAAUAGACAAAGCAGCAUGUCAGUUAUAGAAACUAAUAAAACAUCUGUGGAGCUUUCACUGCCUUUUGAUGAAGAUUAUCUCAUAGAAAUAAAGCCAUUUAGUGACGGAGGAGAUGGCAGUAGCAGCGAGCAGAUCCGAAUUCCAAAGAUAUCAAAUGCCUAUGCGAGAGGGUCAGGCGCUUCUACUUCAAAUGCUUGUACGUUGUCAGCUAUCAGCACAAUAAUGAUUUCCCUCACAGCUAGAUCAAGUUUAUGACAAAAAAUAUCUAAAGGACUUCCUGUUUAUAAUAUAACUAAGCAACAUUUAGCUAGUUGUUUGAAGACACCCAGUACUAAGUAAUAUUGUUGUUCAAGUACAUCUUACUACUGGAAAAAAAUGUUUUAUGCUUCUCUAGGAAUGGCAUUAUACAGUACUUCCUCAAAGCAAAUAUAGCUUUGUCUGAAGUUUCUUUGGAAACUCUGCAAUGCACUGAAAACAUCUGUAAUAUGAUGUUACCAAAGCAGUUUACAUAUGUCCUUAUAUGCAUAUUUUUAUUAUAUAUUUAGUGUUUUAUAGACUUUUUUAAAGUUA
Messenger RNA from Rhineura floridana, 3569 nucleotides. Its product is annotated as contactin-4-like. Gene Ontology annotation, biological process: cell-cell adhesion; brain development. The record is from RefSeq and is a predicted model, not a curated record. Lineage: Eukaryota; Metazoa; Chordata; Lepidosauria; Squamata; Rhineuridae. The coding region runs from base 168 to 3254 and encodes 1028 amino acids. Gene Ontology annotation, molecular function: cell-cell adhesion mediator activity. The transcript has 23 exons.